Messenger RNA from Leptidea sinapis, 3354 nucleotides. It is a transcript of the gene aos, whose product is annotated as protein giant-lens. The transcript has 4 exons. The record is from RefSeq and is a predicted model, not a curated record. The coding region runs from base 90 to 926 and encodes 278 amino acids. Lineage: Eukaryota; Metazoa; Arthropoda; Insecta; Lepidoptera; Pieridae.
CCGACCGCGUCAGUACUCAGUUGUAUCUCCGACGAGCGCCCAGCUCCACGCAGCCGCGACUUUUACAGUGACAGUGACACCCAGUGACCAUGCAAAUGUUGGCGACACUUAUUGUGGCAUGGCUCGCGAGCGGAGCCCGAGGGGUGAUCCGGACGCCCCUCGAAGCCUUCAGGCCGUCGGCCGAGAUACACAUUCGGCGACCAGACAAGCUGCCUUUCCUCCCGCAUAAAAGAACAGCCUCGAUGCAACAGAAGAAUGGUCUCAAAGUUCUGUACCAAACUGGUGGUUCAGAAGAUGAUCUGCCGGAUUGCAGGCCGCGUCAAGUAUGCAGCAAAGUGGAUCUGUACGACCCAGCUCAACCAUGGAUUGAGAGGAAAUGCCGCUGUUUGGGACAUAGGCCGUGUUCUGGCGAACUAUCAUCAGACGACAACCACACCCUCGCCGACAAGACAACACUCUACAAGACCUGCGAGCCAGUCAAGAGGCUUCCUAAGUGCCGGUACUUCAAAGACGCCGCCUGGACGAUAUUCUCUCUGCCGGACAGCAAUGCGACACAGCAAAUCGUCAACUGUCACUGCCCGAAAUCUUCUGUCACUUAUUUGUUGAAGAAACUGCCAUACACGACGCCUAGCGGCGAACAGGGGAACAUGUACCAGUUCGCGUGCUCGCCUCAAAGCAGGCUGAGGUGUUCAAGAAAAGAGCCGUGCAGAUUAUUCAGCGCUCGGCGACGACACGAGCAGAUAGACGAGGUAAACGCGAGCACGAUAUGCCAGUGUCCCAGGGAGCACACGUGUCCCAAGCACCACACGGAGCCAGGAGUUCUGCCCGGCAUCACGUACAUAGCGGAAGACAUCCGCACCUACCACGGUUACUGCCUGCCCGAGCCGUCGCCAGACACCUAUAGAUUCGUAGGCGACAAAGACUGACAACAUGCGUAGACUGCUCCAAUAAAGAAACGUUUUAAAAAUGGCGGCUGCAGCGUUUUAUCCUUAUCACAUAACAUCGGAUAAUAUGCUGGCACAACCGUGUAUUCGAAAAAUACCAUACAAAAAACUCUAAUGUUGUUUACACCCGGUCAUGGGCUCCACUAAAGAAACGUUUUAAAAAUGGCGGCUGCAGCGUUCUAUCCUUGCCACAUAAUUUCGGAUAAUAUGUUCGCAACCGCAUAUUCGAAAGAUACCAAACAAAUUUCAAUGUUGUUGACACCUGACAUAUUGUAUAGAGAGCUUGUGGCAAUAAGUUACUAAUGAUUUAAUAUUAUAAUUAAUUAAUAAUGCAAAUAAUAUAUUUAAUUACAUGGUUAAGCUAGAGUGUCUUGCGUAUAUUCAAAGAUGAAUAUAAAUUACUUCUUAUGAAGGUAAAAGAAUCCCAACGCCAGAAACGGCUAAUUUGAGCGCCAACUUAUACACUGAAAGUGAUAGUUUAUUUGCAGACCGUACGUCAAAAACCGGCUGCCAUAUAUUUUAUAAGUUGCUUCAUUAUUGGGGCGGGUUAAAACAAUAGCCGAUCGAAUUGCUCACAUUUCCUGUUAGUACAAACGCAAGACGAAAAAUACUACUAUUAAGGAAUAUAAUUUUGUAUACAUCUCAGUAGAUUAUAUUAUGAACAAAAAUUUAACAGUUUCAUAUACACAUUUGAUUGAACCUUUCAAACAUGAAGAUAUACCGAUUGAAGCAUCAAUUUCAUUUUCGCUAAUGUUACAUUUCUAAGUAAAACGGGAAAUGAUGGGUUUUAACAGUAAGUUAAUUUAAAAAUAUCGUAGUCAUUCGAAAUAUUGAAUAUUAAAAAGUAUACAGGAAAUUUUUCAUUAGAAAAGUCUUAUACUAUGUCGUGUACCUAUUUGCUGUUCAGUGCGGUUUAUUAAGAGUUAAACAGAAAUGACACAUGCUGUUAUUACUAAUGUUCCUGUACGCUUAUUAAAUUAUAUUAAUUUAUGGGUCCUCUUAUAUUUACGAUAAAUUAUGUUGUCACCUUAGAUUAAGGAUUGGUCUCCGCUGCGCUCCAACUAGAUACCGCAGGCGUAGUCGCACAGUGCGGCAACUAAUACUAGGCCCAAGUACUCGAGUUAGUCUCGAACAAUGCGUGACGUUGACGUGCCACAUGUUCUGUUAAACUUUCGCCUCUUGUCUUCCAAAAUCACACGUCCUGAGGAUGCCUCGUGUAGAGGCGAAAAACGUGUCGAAUUGUUUAAAGACAAAUAUUGGCGGAAUUAACACUAAAGAAAACUCAAACCAUUUGUUUAUUUAUGGAUUUCCUCAAAGUAACGCCUACAUCAAUAAAUUUUAAUAGUUGAAUAUAAAUGCCGGGUUGCGUAGUAAAACUUUGUAAAAAUAAUACAACAAGAAGUAGAAAGACACUGUGAUCACAUAUCAUCAGUAAGUGUUAUAUAUUUUAUUAAUUUCAAUGUAAAAUAAAUUUAGUAUCACGAUGCGACGCACACAAGCAUCCAAUAGUUGCCGUAAUAAAAAAGCUAUUGUUCCUAGUUAUUUCGGUAUCUAGUUGGAGCGGAGACCAAUUCUAAAUCUAAGUUUAUCACAUUGUUUCAACAUGACAGGAGCAAUGAUAAUUUUAAAAAAAAGUUGUUGCUAAUGCGGGGUGAAAUUAAUCUUUACUGCGAAACUGAUGAGAAAAGUAAUCAAUAAAAUACGAAAAAGCCUAUAAAUAUGAUAAGGGAACUAAUUGUUAAAUUAAUUUAGUAUAUAAAUAUUCAAUGACGUUUCUUUUCCUCCAUUCCAUUAUAUGUUUCAUAUAAAACCGGGUGUAAAUUCAGCUAAAUGGUAUUGAACACAUUGGACCUCAGUGUAAAUAUAACUUAGUUAUAAAUCUGUAAUAUUUGAUGAUAAUAAUUGUUUCUGUUAUAUGAUUUAUUGUAAAUAAUAAUUUAAGUGUAAAAAUCAUUCCAAGUGUUUAGUUUAAAUUAUAAAUUUUCAUAUUUUAAUACUUGCCAUACUAGGAAUAGUCGAUGCAUUAUGAAUAAUGCUUAUUUUGUGAGACUGUUUCAUUUCCCUGUCUUCCAUUCGUAUCUUGAAGGCAUUUGUUUUAUAUUUUUUUAUGUUGUAUAAUUUUUGUUAUGGCAUCAAUUUUCACAUAAUGUUAUGGUUGAUUGCUGAUGAGUUUCUAGCAAAUGCAUUUGUUGCGAUUGUCCUCAAGAAACUAUUAUUUUGAUUUAUGUAAAGUAUUAUGAGUAGAUGUAUGCCAAGGUGUCUUUGUACGUGAAGCUGUGUAUUUAUGUAAAUAUGAGAAAAAUGUUAAUGUUUUACACUUUGUUCGGUAAAGAUACAAAGUAUGUCUUCCUUGUUUUAUAUUAUAAGUUAAAUUAUUGACACAAAAAUGAUUAAAUGUUUCAAUACUUUA